AUGCGCGCGUCGUGACGUCAGAGCCGAGUCCCCGCCCCUUCGUCUUCCGGUAUCAUGGCCGCGCACUGAACAGAAACGACAAGGCGACGGUGCUCACUGGCGUGUUUGUUAGUGCGGUGUAAUGACUUCAAAUGUACGGCCAGGCUGGUGUGUUUGAGAUGGCGGCGACGCAGCUGUUCCGGCUGGUUGUCCGCCAGUCGACAACUCGUGUUUCCCUCAAGAGGUACAGCAAGGUGUGCCCGGCCUUGCUGGAGCAACUCCAACACUUCGAGUCUCUUCGGGAGAGAAAGAACGACAACAAGAGGAGAGCUGAACCGUGGGAAAAGCCCCUCAGCAUCCGGGUCGGUGACAGCCAGGUGGUGAAGGGAGCAGCCGGGGUCACCACGCCGCUCUCUGUCGCUCAGAGUAUUGGGGAGAAAAGGGCCUUGGUGAGUAAGGUGAAUGGGGAGCUUUGGGACCUUGGGCGCCCCCUAGAGGCUGACUGUGAACUACAGCUUCUUGGGUUUGACACACCUGAGGGCACGCAGGCCGCGUGGCGGACAGGAGCAUGCGUGCUCAGUUGGGUGCUGCAGAGGGAGUUUGGUGCCAGGGUGUGUCGCGAAGGGGCGUCAGACCUGGGAUUUUACUGUGACCAUGUGAUGGAGAACAGCGACCCGCCGCCUCUGAGUGACGUGGAGCAGAGAUGCAAGGAGGCCGCCGCCCUGACGCUGCCUCUGAGCAGGCUGGAGCUGAGCGCACAAGAGAUCGAGGAGCUCUUCCAGGAUGACUCACUCCGAUCGCAGCUUGUCCAGGAGCAGAUGGUUGGGCCCACUGCUACGGUGUACAGGUGUGGAGACAGCAUAGCGGUCUCUAAUGGCCCACUCCUCCCACACACGGGGAUCCUCAAGGUCUUCAAGAUCCUACAGCUGUCAACUGUGACCCUGGCCAAUCAGAAUGUGUGCGCUGGUUUGAUGCGUCUCUCCGGGGUGGCCUUUCCGAAAGAGAAGGAUAAGGUGGAGUGGGAAAGAAUGCAGAAGGAGGCCCACAGGAGGGACCACAGACGCAUCGGGACGGACCAGGAGUUGUUUUUCUUCAAUGACGUCAGUCCAGGAAGUUGCUUCUUCUUGCCGAAAGGAGCACACGUGUACAACACCCUCACAGACUUUGUCAAGAGCGAGUACCGACGGCGAGGCUUCACCGAGGUCAUCACCCCGACGCUGUACAGCACUGCAUUGUGGGAGCGCUCGGGUCACUGGGAGCACUACGCCGACAACAUGUUCACCGUGACGUCCGAAGGCUCUCAGACAUAUGCCCUCAAACCUAUGAAUUGCCCCGCGCACUGCCUCAUGUUCGAGCAGCGUGUGCGCUCAUGGCGGGAGCUUCCUCUGCGCUGGGCCGACUUCGGGGUGCUGCAUCGCAACGAGCUGUCCGGCACUCUGGGAGGCCUCACUCGGGUCCGCAGGUUUUGCCAAGACGACGCUCACAUCUUCUGCACACCUGAGCAGCUGGAGCAAGAGAUUGUGGCUUGUUUGGACUUUGUGAGAAGCGUUUAUCAAGUGUUUGGGUUUUCCUUCCACUGCCUCCUGUCGACACGUCCGACUCCGUGCCUGGGGGAGCCUGAGCAGUGGGAUAGUGCCGAGCAGCAGCUGGAACAGAGCCUACAGCAGUUUGGCGAGCGCUGGGAGUUGAACCCAGGAGACGGAGCCUUCUAUGGGCCAAAGAUUGACAUCCAGAUAAAAGACGCUAUUGGCCGACAGCACCAGUGCGCCACCAUCCAGUUGGACUUCCAGCUGCCAAUCAGAUUUGACCUCCAGUAUGUUGGACGAGACGGCCAGCUGCAUCGACCAGUGAUGAUCCACCGAGCAGUGUUGGGAUCACUGGAGAGGAUGCUCGCCAUCCUGGCUGAACACUUUGGAGGGAAAUGGCCCUUGUGGUUGUCCCCGGCACAGAUCAUGGUCAUUCCUGUAGGGAGCAGCUGUGAGUCGGCUGCCAAGCAGGUGCUCCAUCGGUUUCGUGAAGCAGGCUUCAUGGCGGACUUGAACGACGACACCAGCGCCACCUUGAGUAAAAAGAUCCGCUCUGCUCAGCUGGCGCAGUACAACUACGUGUUAGUGGUGGGCGAUCAGGAGCGCGAGAGCGGCACAGUGAGCGUGCGGAGUCGAGGUGGCAAGCAGCUGGGCAGGAGGCCCGUGGAGGAGGUUCUGAUGAGUCUCACACAGCUACGAGACUCCAGGAGCAGACAAGAUGACUUUUAAGUCUGUUGUGUAACUACACCAUCACUAGGUAUUGUUUUGGUACCGGUUCCUAACUGGGCCAGUCCAGGAGGACUGUUAAGAUUCCGGACAAAUAAUACCCCCCUCCACCCGCCCGGGUGACCGGUGCAAUGAAUGCCGAGUGGAUACGGUUAAUAAUGUGAGAGUCCAGUCCAUACUGGGGCCAGCAGGGGAUCAUCUUGCAUGUAGACACGUCAGGGCGCGGAGACAUCACCGACUGAUGCAUAAGGAGUGGUCCAACUUCAUGCUAAUGUUUGUAUUAGAGAUGUCCGAUAAUGUCUUUUUUGGCGAUAUCCGAUAUUCCGAUAUUGUCCAACUCUUUAAUUACCGAUACCGAUAUCAACCGAUACCGAUAUAUACAGUCGUGGAAUUAACACAUUAUUAUGCCUAAUUUUGUUGUGAUGCCCCGCUGGAUGCAUUAAACAAUGUAACAAGGUUUUCCAAAAUAAAUCAACUCAAGUUAUGGGAAAAAAAUGCCAACAUGGCACUGCCAUAUUUAUUAUUGAAGUCACAAAGUGCAUUAUUUUUUUUAACAUGCCUCAAAACAGCAGCUUGGA
Messenger RNA from Nerophis lumbriciformis (worm pipefish), 2809 nucleotides. RefSeq names its product threonyl-tRNA synthetase 2, mitochondrial (gene tars2). The record is from RefSeq and is a predicted model, not a curated record. Gene Ontology annotation, molecular function: threonine-tRNA ligase activity; ATP binding. Gene Ontology annotation, cellular component: mitochondrion; cytoplasm. Lineage: Eukaryota; Metazoa; Chordata; Actinopteri; Syngnathiformes; Syngnathidae. Gene Ontology annotation, biological process: threonyl-tRNA aminoacylation.